This is a messenger RNA of Rhizophagus irregularis DAOM 181602=DAOM 197198, 798 nucleotides long. Lineage: Eukaryota; Fungi; Glomeromycota; Glomeromycetes; Glomerales; Glomeraceae. The record is from RefSeq and is a predicted model, not a curated record.
AUGUCUAAAGACACUUCAUCUCCCACCAAACCCAUCAGUGCUCUUGAUGAUUAUGUUUUAUUGGACCCUAGUGGAUUAAGAGUUUCUCCAUUAUGUCUUGGCGCUUUGGCCAAAAUUAUGACGUUAAUUAUAGGAAAUUCCUUAAUUUUUAAUUUAAUUUCUAUGAUGAUCUGUUUUGAUCUAACAUAUGAAAAGACUUUCGGAGAAACAUGGGUGGAAACUUCUUUGACACCGCUUGCAAUUAUAACAUGGGUGAACCCUUUCAUUGGACUUCAAACGCGUUAUAAUUUGUUGGAGCGAACGAUGGAAACCGACCUACAGCUUGCCUGUGCUGGACAUGGUGUUGGAAUCAUUCCAUGGGGUUUCUUACCGGAAAAUAUUAAUUCAGAAGCAACAUCGGAAUUUCGUAAUAGAUUUAUCGCAGAACAUUCGAUAUCUGAAAAAAAUUGGAAAAUCUUGGAUGAAGUUAAAGCUAUUUCAGAAGAGAUCGGAAGAACACCUAUUCAAGUUACUUUGAAUUGGACCAUGCAAAAACCUGGUAUUACUUCUCCUUUAAUUGGUGCUAAAACAGUUAAUCAGCUCGAAGAAAAUCUUAAAGCACUUGAAUUUAAAUUGACACCUGAACAAAUGAAAAGACUUGAUGAUGUUUCUGAAGUUGAACAUCCAUUUCCUUAUAAAUUAAUUGAUUUAAUGGAUUUAAAUCUUGGAAAGUAUGGCAAGCCGAGCUGGACUAAACUAUCAGGCAUUGGGCGGGUGAAAAAUCAAGCAUGGAUUGACAAAAUGUUACACUGUGCCUGA